This is a messenger RNA of Drosophila arizonae, 576 nucleotides long. RefSeq lists its product as uncharacterized. Lineage: Eukaryota; Metazoa; Arthropoda; Insecta; Diptera; Drosophilidae. The record is from RefSeq and is a predicted model, not a curated record.
UCUUCCAAAAAUGGGCACCGGACGGUCAAGGCCUGCAGCUGCAAAAGCGUCCGAUCAUGCAUUUCAAAUAUUCUUGGAAACAUUCAAGAAUGCCCAUUGCUAUCUAGACGAUCAUGAUAUUAAGCAGAAUGCUCUUAUGACUUGGCAAGCUAUGUCUCCAUUGCAGAAGAGCCAAUUCCUGAAUUGGGAGGGGACGGCUCAUGCACCCAUCACGAGGGAGCCUUUACCCAAAAGAUCAAAAGCAAUGCGCAAAAAAUCAGUUGCUAAACUAAGGACUAGGGCAAAGCCGAAGGCAAAGCCGAAGGCCAAGCCGAAGGCCAAGCCAAAGCCCACACCGAAGUCGACUGCAGCUAGCAACAAGCUGAAGUCCAUCAAGAAGUCGAAGAAGGCUAUCAAAUCCACAACAAAGGGAAAGGUAAAGGCUCGCAGCACCCGUAAGACCAAGCCCAAGGUAGCCGAGCCUGCUCCAGAAGCUGAAUAACCUGGCUAACGAUCUCGUGUGUCAACAUUUUCCGCAUAGUUUGCCUUUCCCGUUCCCCAUGCACAGGUUUCCAGGAAACGAGCAACAACAAAACA